UUCUUUGUAUGCAUUUUUUGAGUUUGUGCAUGAAGUUGCUGUUUUGUUACAUAAGUAUUGUGGUUCUUGAUUUUGGGGUUCUUCAGAUACCUCUGUUUACUGGUGUAAAAAUUUGAUCUUUUUUCUUUUCAGCUGUACUUUGCAACAGAAAUUCUUAGAAUUCAUUUGCUUUUCUUGAGAAUUUUAGAUGAUUGUUUCUUGAUGUAAGUAUUUUUCUCAAAAGGGUGUUGGCUGAUUUGGGUAUUUAACUCAUUGGAAUCUCAUUGCUUUAGUGUUUUGCUGUGGCAAUAUGGAUGGAUUUUAAGCAAAUCAAGAGCUAAGAUGGAGGAGAGUUUUGAGUUUCGUCGAUGGGAUGAAUUGAUUCCUGAUGCACUUGGGCUAAUAUUUAGAAACCUUUCACUUCAAGAGGUAUUAACUAUAGUCCCAAGGGUGUGCAAGUCAUGGGGAAAAGCAGCAAAGGGUCCUUAUUGUUGGCAAGAGAUUGACAUUGAGGAAUGGAGCAAAAAUCGAUGCCCUGAUAACCUUGAUCGUAUGCUUCAAUUGCUUAUUACAAGAAGCUGUGGCUCUCUGCGUAAGCUUUGUGUUUCCAGUCUCUCUCGCGACUCAACCUUCUCAUUCAUUGCAAACAAUGCCAAAUCUCUGCAGAUGUUGCGGUUGCCAAAAAGUGAAAUAGGUGAUUCCGUUGUGGAACAAGUUGUGGGAAUGUUCACGAACAUUACAUUUUUGGAUGUAAGCUACUGCUUAAAAAUAGGAGCCAGAGCCCUUGAAGCUAUAGGGAAGCACUGCAAAUGUCUCACUGGUUUGCGUCGAACAAUGCAUCCCCUUGAGGUUAUUGGCAAGCUAUCCCAAGACGAUGAAGCCUUGGCGAUAUCAAGUACAAUGCCAAAUCUCAAGCAACUGGAGAUUGCCUACAUGUUGGUUGGUACAAGAUGCAUAAUUGAGGUACUUCAAAACUGCAGAAGUCUUGAGCUACUGGAUGUAAGAGGAUGUUGGAAUGUGAACCUCGAUGAUGAUUUCAUGAAGACAUUCCAUCAGCUAAAGGUGGUCGGUCCGAUUGUUGUAGAUUGCUAUGAUGGGAAUGGCUGGGACAAUUGCUCUGACUAUUCAAGUUCUUCUGGCUAUGUACGGUGGGAUUUUGUGGCUGGUGAUGUGGACGAUGACGACUUUGAUGAGAUGUCUGAUGUGUAUUGGGAGGAUGAUCAAGUUAUUGAGGAUGUCGAAAUGUGGUUUUAUGAUGACUUAAAUGUUGUGGACUCUGGAUAUGAUUGGCCGCAAUCUCCUUGAGGUUUGACGAUCAAAUUCUACUUAUUCAAUUUCCACAAGUUCUAAAAAUUGUACUACUCUAUAUAUGAAAGUUAACCUGCUUUCUACAAUGUAUAAAUGUGAAUUCUGUUUUGUGUACCUUUUCCUCUUUUCUUUUUCUGUUCUAUUACAUUCCUGACUCUGUGUACUUACCUAUCUAUUCAUAUAUAACAAAGAUUUCCAUGCAUAUAUUCA
Molecule: messenger RNA, 1497 nt
Organism: Solanum tuberosum (potato)
Lineage: Eukaryota; Viridiplantae; Streptophyta; Magnoliopsida; Solanales; Solanaceae
Product: F-box protein FBW2-like
Exons: 3
Coding region: 322-1284 (320 amino acids)
Source: RefSeq, a predicted model, not a curated record